AUGUUUGGAAACGGCCACGCUGCCCAGCGACUCCCGGCGUUGGCCUCACCACCACACGACCCGUACCGUCCGCAGUCGAUAGCAUCUAGUCGAUCACGAAACAACUCGGAUGCUAUGGACAUCUACGUCAUUACAGACAGAGAGCCUCCACGAGAGCCGUCUGGUCAUAGUCAGUGGACCCGCAACGGUUCUCUAAGUGUGAAUUCUAUGCAUAGCAAGAGCUCUGAAAGACCACCUCCUUUCUAUGAAGAGAAUGGACGAAUGUAUCAUGCAUUUCGCAAAGGAGUAUAUAUGCUACCAUGCGAUGAGCAGGAACAGGAUCGUCUGGAUAUAUUCCACAAAUUGUUCACGGUUGCCAGGGUGUCGGAUGGAUUAAUGUACGCCCCGCAUCCUAGAAAUGGCCGAUUUCUAGACUUGGGUUGCGGCACCGGCAUAUGGGCAAUUGAUGUGGCCAACAAAUACCCGGACGCUUUUGUUGUUGGGGUCGAUCUUGCUCCUAUACAACCUUCUAACCAUCCGAAGAACUGCGAAUUUUAUGCGCCGUUCGACUUCGAAAGCCCCUGGGCUAUGGGUGAGGACUCCUGGGACCUGAUUCACCUGCAAAUGGGAUGUGGCAGUGUGAUGGGGUGGGUGAAUUUGUACCGGAGAAUAUACGCUCACCUUCGGCCUGGGGCUUGGUUCGAACAGGUGGAGAUCGACUUUGAGCCGCGCUGCGAUGACCGUCCCUUGGAGGGACUGGCUACUCGACAGUGGUAUGAAUAUCUAAAGCAAGCUACACAAGAUGCCAUGCGGCCUAUAUCCCACAAUUCUCGCGAUACCAUACAAGAUCUUCAGGAGGCUGGUUUUACCGACAUCGACCAUCAAAUGGUGGGGCUACCCCUUAACCCGUGGCACCAAGAUGAACACGAAAGAAAAGUUGCUCGUUGGUACAAUCUGGCUAUCUCGGAGAGUAUUGAGUCGCUGAGCAUGGCACCCUUCAGCCGCAUUUUUGGCUGGGACUUGGACCGAAUUCGGCGCAUCUCAGCGGACGUCAAGUCGGAGGCAUUCAACAAGGAAGUACACACCUACAACAUCCUUCAUAUAUACCAAGCGCGAAGGCCUUCUGCCAAUUGA
Aspergillus alliaceus is the source of this 1113-nucleotide messenger RNA. RefSeq names its product class I SAM-dependent methyltransferase. The transcript has 2 exons. The record is from RefSeq and is a predicted model, not a curated record. Bases 1 to 1113 code for a protein of 370 amino acids. Gene Ontology annotation, molecular function: methyltransferase activity. Lineage: Eukaryota; Fungi; Ascomycota; Eurotiomycetes; Eurotiales; Aspergillaceae.